Molecule: messenger RNA, 5439 nt
Organism: Python bivittatus (Burmese python)
Lineage: Eukaryota; Metazoa; Chordata; Lepidosauria; Squamata; Pythonidae
Gene: CUNH6orf132
Product: chromosome unknown C6orf132 homolog
Source: RefSeq, a predicted model, not a curated record
CAGGUAGCAGCAGCCAGCCCUCUACCUGUUCAGGUGGUUUAGCUUUAAAGCAGCUGAAAAGAGAGCUCCCCAGACUAGCACCUGCUGGAGUUCUGUGUGCUGAGUGGUAACUGAGAAAACUGGAAAUAUGUUUUGCUAGACGGAGGAGCUAAGAAACUUCAGGGUAAGAAGAAAUAAGGAUGAAGAAGCAUCACUCAGUACAGGGAACUUUUAGCCGACUCUUUGGGAAAAAGCAUGCCACCAACAAUUCCACCAGCUCUCUCUUUGUCACCAACCCCCCUUGGGUCUUCACACAGGAAGUCAACUCUGACAGCCUGGCAACCUCAGGUGAAGUGGAUGACGUUUAUUACGGAGGUAAUCGCUUUGGGUCAGUGACAGAUUCCGGAACAGCCACACUUAAACCACGUCCAAGAGUUCGCCCUCUGCUCACGUUUUUGCCUCUAAAUGCGCAAGAAGCACAUGGGGUAGCUGUACCGACACCAUCUGUUCCGGCGGGCUUUGAGGACAAGCUAGCUGUAGGUUCACAAAUCAAUGGCAGUUAUAGAAAGUACAAUUCAGUACUUGACCUGAGGACAAAGGCAUUUGAGCAAGAUUAUUUGGAUGAUGAUUACAUUCCACCACCACCUUCAAUUCCUCCUCCUCCACCACCACCACCUUCAGCUGACUUACCAUCAAUUUCAUCUUCUAUGAUAGCUCCACCUCCACCUCCUAUGGUAUCUCCACCUCCACCUUCUGUGGUAGUUCCACCUCCACCACCAAUGUCUCCUCCACCUCCACCUCCACCAGCAAUGCCAGCUCCAUCUCUUUCAUCUCUGACUCCACCUUCAUUCCCAUAUUCCAAUAUGUCUUCUCCCAGUACUCCAUCCCCACCAGACUUCAUUCCUCCUCCUCCUCCUCCUGAUUUUAUGGAUAGUGCAUUACCUCCUAUUCCUCCAGUUUCAUCACCAGCUUAUACACAACCCUUCUUAAAUGGUGUGUCCAAAUGGAAAUCAGAGACUGUUCUAAAUACUCAUAAUUCUUCCCUCAUCUCUCCAACAACACCUAUUCAGAAGGAGUCACAGUUACCACAAUCCAGCCCAGAGCCUCACCUCACCUUUCCCAAAUCAUUAAAAGUACCCCCUCCUACUCCCAUGAGAACAUCGUCUAUUUCCUCAGGAGAAAAAGAAUCAAGCCCCAAAGAACAGUUUUCUAGAAUGGCACUUGACAGUCACACUCCUCUAUUACCUACUGUACAAUCCGCUGCCAUAGAUCACUCAGAGGCAGAAGCUAGAGCCAAAGCUACUUUGGAAAAGCAUUUUGCUUUAGCCACAGAAUCUGAAACAUUAGAUUCCGAAAGAUGUUCACUGAAGAAAGAACAGAAUUUCUUUUGGUCCACUGAAGAAAGAACAGAAUUUUCAUCUCCAGACCACGCAUUGUCUGACGAUAAUGACUGGAAGGAACGUUGCAAUCUGGAUAAGUUGAAGAAUGAACUGUCAACCCUGCUGUCCUCAUCUUGCAAAAAGGAAGACAGACAGAUUGAAAGAACUAUGGCUUCCAAGUCUAAAGGCACAUAUAUUGAUAGUAACAAUGUUACUACGGACAAAUUAAAACUAGUUAAGCAUGAUAUGAAACAAACAUACUUACCAGAAGGAGCAGAGAAUGAGAAGAAAGAAAAGAAACUUGCUAACAUUUCUUUCCCAACCACAUCUUUCACCAAAGAUGUUUUCUCAACUACAGACAAAUCCCCCACCAUUCAAGGAAAUUGUGUUAUGAAAUUUAAAGAGGAGUUGGAAGCUUUACUGGCUCCAGCAAAGGAGGGAGGCCCACCUUUGGCAAUUGCAAACCUGAGACAUAAUCCAGAAACAAGGAAACAAAUUACUCUUCAGUUUGGUGGCAAUAAGGACAAUAAUGGUGAGUUGAAAUUUCCGACAGCAAAACCAUGUAGUACCACAUUGGAAGUUACAGAGAAAGAACCAAAGACGCCUAGUGCUUCUGUCCACACCUGCAAGCCACCAAUUUCACCUUUAAAGCCCAAAAGUGAACACUUGGCUCCACCUGCAUCUUCUCCUUCCACUUCUGGGGCUGCCUCACCCAUACAAACUGCUUCUCCCAGUGUGGAUCUCUCUCUUCUGCAAUACAAGACUCACAGGACAAGAUUGGACUCUGAUAACAGCCUUGCCUCUGCAACGUUUCCCCAAGCUACACAUGAUGGGCCCAACAGCCCAAGUAAUAAUGAAAAUCAAAGAGAUUCUACUGGGAAUGUGCCCUUAACAACAGCUAAACUAUCUAGGAAUGCAGAACAAGUGAGCAGUGAUAUUCUAUUUCAUCCUGUUACAGGAGAAAAAGUAGAGAAAGGGUCUCCAAUGGCUCUUCUUCUGGCUGCACAACUGCGGGCCCAAAGAGCCAAGUGUUCUGCUUCUGCCUCCCAAAAGAAUAGUUAUUUAUCUGAGAAGUCCCAGCUAAAGUUGAGCAAUAGCAGCCAAUCCGAGAAUGGGACAUCCACCAUUUAUUACAGCAGUUCAAAGCCCAACACUGUCAAGGUUGUACCAAAGUCCCCACACAAGGACUUAUUGGCAGUCUCUGAAAGUAAGCAGUGUAAUGGAGCAACUGCAUCCAACAGCCAUAUCUGGAGCUUGUCAGGACAAAGUGAGAAUAAGCCACAAAUGUUCUCCAAUGGCUCCGCACAAUGCAGGGAUACACUGAAGUUCAGGGAGAUGAAUGAAUCUCAGAGUCUUUCAUCAAGUAAGUGUGGUUCAUCUAUUUUGGUUCCAAACUUCUCAGACUCCAGUCAGUUGAAGCAGCAUGAUCCACUGAGCACAUCAGAAAUUCCUUUUCAUUUUCUCCCUCCAUCCCAAAACCAUACUGUCAAGAAUGAUGAGGUGGAAGAAGGAUUCAAUUACGAAAUAAUUCCUCCACCACCAGAGUUCAGCAAUGAUGCCUCUGAGAUCCCAAAGUGGUCUUCGGAUGGGGAAAACUACAAAUGUCUCAACCUAUCAUGUGAUACUCAGACCUCAGAUAAGCACCUUAACUUCAACAACUCAAGCUAUAACUAUGGCAACAGCUACUCCUUGACAUCUAAAUCAGUCCUGGAAAGCAGUCCAAGUCCAAGUGGAUAUAGUCACCAUUACCCAGGUGGUAGCUAUACCUCCAAUUACCUUAGUAGCUGUUCCAAUAGCCGCCCCCUAAUUAAAAAACGCCUUUAUAUAUCAGAGACUGAUGGCUUAUAUAGCAGGGCAGGUAUGUCUACUCGCAGUAUGAGCACACCUAACUCCUAUGGCCACAGUGCAGUGACCUACAAUUCUCCAGCUGCAGAAGGGAUCCACCGAGCAAAUUCUACUCAUAGAAAUGUUCCCAAUGGUACACAGGGCCGAAGGGUGUCCUUGGAAAUACCUGGAAAAAUCAUAACUUAUAAUACUACUUUCAAUGAUGCCCAGUAUAAAAGCCAAAAUGGAGAAUAUUCAACCAAUGCAACAGCUGAUGGCAGACCUUUGCAUGGGAGUCCACAAUAUGGAACUGUAAAUACAUUUACUGUCAGGCCUGGAACACGACAACCUAUUUCUUAUUCAUACCAAGGGGGUCUUCAUUAAAACACUUCUGUCAGAAGCUCUGCAUCUGCACACAGCUUGGGCCAAGCUUACUAUUACUCAUCCUGGACCUCAUUCUCUUUUCUGUAUUAUACCUCUUCUUUGUAUAGCUCUGUAGGGCCUGUAUCUUUUUGUAAACAGAUUGGUUUUAAGUUAUUCAGACAAUGUUAAGAAUGAGUCUUUUGAACCUAUCUUUUUACCAAGCUUCUAAUCAGAAUGUAAGAGUAGCUACAUAAGCUUCUUCAUUCUAGGGCACAUUUGACUAAUAGGUGUCUGCUUUGAAUAGAAGGGCAUGGAGUAACUUUUACCUUACUGGCACCACCUUCAUGAACAUGCUUUGGUUAUUCAGGACAAGCAAACAAAGAAUGAAGAAUGCAACAGAAAGGAGAAACAGAGAAUCCAAGAUCCAAGUUAAAGAAUGGCCAUUCAAUAACCCAUUCAUGGCUAUUCUAGAUCAGCCAUGCAUGGCCUAGAAAACAGGCUGUUAGCCAGAAGAAAAUGGCACAGUUGUGGGAAAGAGAAGGACGAGUUCACAGAAAUAAAGGAUGAGCAAGGUAGAAUGGAUCAGAGAGGCUAGAGUUUUGUGACACUUGGAGUUUCAAUAGUGCCACCACCAAAGAAAAUUGACUAGAGCUUUUCUCAGCAGUGCAUCUCCAAGUUGCACCCACUAGUUUUUUGUUUAUCACAUCAUUGUUACAGGCUCAGGGAUCCUGAUUAGAAAAAAGUGAGAAACCCAGGAGCCCUUGUCAAAUAUUCUUAGAUCUUGCAAAAGACUUGAGACUGAACUUCAAACUAAUUUUUUAGACAAAACCAUUUAGCUUUUGCAUUAUCCACCUCCACAAAUAAAAAUGAUAACCAUUCUACAGACAGAAAUAUAAUUCUUGCAGUCCCCUUUAAAAACCAACAUCUGAAUUUAAUUUGGGAGGCAUUUUUAAUUAAAAACCGUACAAUAUUUAAAUGAACCAAACAACAUAUCCCUGCCAGGCUAACCUGAAGAUUCCUCGCCAUUGUUGCAUUUACGUUUUUGUUUUCAAGAACACAAUCACAACAUUGUUUUUUCUUGUGGUUUCUUAUUUUGGUUUAGGAUUUUUAAAAAAAUAUUAUGGAUAUGAGAGGUGUAUUAUGGAUAGAAAAGGUGCUGGCACCUAUACAAAUGAAACUGAAGUAUAUCUCUGCAAUUAAAGUGAAAGCAGUGCACGUUUAAAGGUCGCCUCUGAAAAUGUCAACUAUGUCUGUUUGAAAGUAAAUCUUAUUCAGUGAGAUUUACUUUUAAAUACCUAAGUAGCAGAUAGCAGCUAUAAUCAAUUUUGGCUUGUACUGAUUAUACAUGAAAGUUAUAGUCCCAUUGUAGCUCUAGUUUUUUAGAACUGAGAGAGAAAAUGUCCUUCCCAAUUCAUUUCUGCAGAUUUUGCAAAGAAACACGAAUAUACUCAUUUUUUUACACACUUAUAGAUACAUUAUUUUAAAUUAUAAAACAUGUACAGUCAUGAUGAUUUUGCCUGGCAGCAGAUUCACUUUGAUGAAAAUAUUUUGUCAAAACUAUAGUGUAGUUUGAGUUCAGUUUAAAUCAUUAGGGAGUUGGUUGUCUGUCCCUUAGGGAUGCUUCAUAUCUAAAGCAAUCAAAUGUUUCCAAGCCUUUAAGAACUACGGUAUGUAAAAAGAGGUUUUAACAGGUGUAGUUUGUUACACUCUAGUAUUGCAAGCCAUCUUCUGUAUUGCAUUUAUUCAUCCUAUUUACAAAUUACUUUAUUUCUUGCAUGCUGGCUGGGGAAUUCUGGGAGUUGAAGCCCACUCAUCUUAAAGUUGCCAAGGUUGGGAAACACUGACCUAGAGUAAAGCCACCUCUAUCAGUAGACAAAAUGAAUCCACCUCAAAC